CUCAUCUAAUAUUUUCCUUUUAACAAACUAUUAUAUAUAGUUUGAUCUAUUUCAAAUUAAGUUGAGGGAAAAUAAUCAUUGAACAUGGCAAAAAUCUCUUUUGUGCUUCUCAUUGUCGCCCUUAUUGCCUUUCUACAUGUCUCUGAGGCUAAUCGUUCGAUAAAAUUGGACGAACAAGUACUUGAAAACGACCUGCACGAAGCCAGGGACUUGAUCGAAGAGGACUUGAAAGAAAAGGAAACGAACAUUAAGAACUUGGAAACCGAGGUGAGUAUGUUAACCAAAUCGGAGAUGAUGUUGAUUCAGCUCGGAGAAGCUUACAAAAGUGGUAAGAGUUUAGAGCCAUUCGGGAAAAGGCUCAAGAAAUUCAACAGGAGGAUCAAGCAGGCGCCAGAGGAACUGAGAUACGUAUCCGUAAUCCGAUCCAUUUUGAAGGAUUUGGGAUUAAACGGAGGGAGAGAUCAGGAUGAUUGAAACAAUCAAGAAUUAGGGUUUGAUAUAUGGAUGUUUUGAUGCGUUUAAAAGAGGUUUCAAAUUGGCCCAUGGAGUUUGAUUUACGAAUGAGAGGAGCAAAUAAUUUACACAUAGUAUAUAUAAUUAUUUAAUUGCAUCAAUUGAAUAAAUUAUCAAUUGUAAUUCAAUUAAAUGAAAUGUACUACUUAUAAAUCU
Molecule: messenger RNA, 669 nt
Organism: Eutrema salsugineum
Lineage: Eukaryota; Viridiplantae; Streptophyta; Magnoliopsida; Brassicales; Brassicaceae
Exons: 1
Coding region: 85-474 (129 amino acids)
Source: RefSeq, a predicted model, not a curated record